AUGGAAACGCUUCCGUUUGCGCACUCGUCUGGCAGGGGCGGUGCUACUGGUAGUGGUAGUGGAACUGGAGGUGUGAGUGGGCUGUCUUCGCAUGGAUAUUCCGGUCUACCUUUCUCUUCGUCCGGCAGCGCAGCGGCAGGGUGGCCACAUACCGCCUCGGCGUCUGCGUCUGGGCAAAGCGGAGGUGCAAGUGUAAGUGGCGGUGCAGGGGGGCAUCACGCCUCCUCGGACGCAGCACAUGCGCGCGCCGUCGCGGGGCCACCGCCACCUCGACGACCGCGGGAGCUGGAAGGCUUCCGACGCGUGCGCGAGCUGAGCGAUCUGCGUCCAGACGUCGAGAAGGCCUCGAUCGGCAAGGGCCGGCGCGCAGAUCCAGCGGGCGAGUUCGUCAGUCCACUUAAGGCGCUGACGGCGUACCUGCACCACACGUACCACCUCGUCAACCCGUCGUUCUUCUACGAGCUCUCGUUCAACCCGCGCAGGGUGCUUACGUCGCCACCCAAGCCAAUGCAUAACGACGGGCACGAUAAUGCGGAGAGCGACUACAUCCUGUACGUCAACGACUGGCUCGGCACUGAGGAGGGAAACAAGUACCUUAUCCUCGACACGCUCGGAAAAGGCACGUUCGGGCAGGUCGUCAAGUGCCAGAACAUGCGCACGCAUGAGAUCGUCGCGGUCAAGGUCAUCAAGAAUAAGCCAGAAUACUUUCAGCAGAGCUGGAUGGAGGUCACCAUCCUCGAGAUGCUCAACAACAACUGGGACCCUAAGGACGAGCAUCACAUCCUCCGGCUACACGACACGUUCAUCCACGCCAAGCACCUUUGCCUGGUGUUUGAGCUGCUGUCGUCGAAUCUGUACGAGCUGAUCAAGCAGAACUCCUUUCGCGGCCUCUCCACGAGCCUCGUUCGCGUCUUUACCGCCCAGCUCCUUGAUGCGCUUUCCAUCCUGCACGACGCACGCAUCAUCCACUGCGACCUCAAACCAGAGAACAUCCUGCUCAAAACCCUCCAAACGCCCAGCAUCAAGUUGGUCGACUUUGGAUCGGCGUGUCACGAGAAGCAAACAGUCUACUCGUACAUCCAGUCGCGCUUCUAUCGCUCACCCGAGGUCCUGCUAGGCCUGCCCUACAAUGCCGCAAUCGACAUGUGGUCCCUGGGAUGCAUCGCCGCCGAACUCUUCCUCGGCCUCCCGAUCUUCCCUGGCACAUCCGAGUUCAACCAGAUCACGCGGAUAGUGGAGAUGCUAGGAAACCCGCCAAGGUACAUGCUAGAUGCGGGCAAGCAGACGCCCGAGUUCUUCAACAUCUACUCGGAUGAGUUUGGGCGCAAGUGUUACCGCGUCAAAUCUCUCGAUCAAUGGAUCCGCGAACACCCUAACCAGCAUGAGCCGGAGCAACCGAGCAAGAAAUACUUUCAGGCGACCACCCUUCCUGAUAUCAUCAGAACAUACCCCGGAUCGCGGAAAGCGGGCAAACACCCGGAUCCGGCCAAAGCGAAUCGCACCUCCUUCAUCGACUUUGUCUCUGGCCUGCUUAACAUGGACCCUCUCGAGCGCUGGACGCCACAACAAGCCAAGCUGCAUCCUUUCAUCACGGGGGACAAGUUCACCAAACCGUUCGUC
Messenger RNA from Tilletiaria anomala UBC 951, 1620 nucleotides. RefSeq names its product kinase-like protein. The transcript has 5 exons. Lineage: Eukaryota; Fungi; Basidiomycota; Exobasidiomycetes; Georgefischeriales; Tilletiariaceae. Gene Ontology annotation, cellular component: cytoplasm; nucleus. The record is from RefSeq and is a predicted model, not a curated record. Gene Ontology annotation, molecular function: protein tyrosine kinase activity; ATP binding; protein serine/threonine kinase activity. Gene Ontology annotation, biological process: peptidyl-serine phosphorylation; peptidyl-threonine phosphorylation. The annotation marks the transcript as partial.